CAUUUUCAUCCCGAUGUGAAGAAAAUUCUUUGCUGUCACAGCUGACUGACAUAAAGUUCUUUAAUUUUUUCAUCAAAAAUAAACAGAAAUUAAAGAAAAUAUUAAACAUUUAUUUAACUAUGUCAACAACCUCAAAACUAACACUUUUGGCGGCCUGUGGGAUUUCUACUGGAAUAAUUGGAUACGUGCAUUUUAAACAAACUUCUGACAGAGAGAAAUUACAUGAGGGUGUUCUACGUGAUGUUGAGCGCCAACAACGUAGGAAAUUAGAAAAUACUUAUGUGUUGCAAAAACAAAUAGAUUUGACUAAACAAUUGAAAAGUGACCUCAAAAAUUCGGAAGAAAAUGUGUAGCUUAUUUUUUGUAUACAAUUAUGUAAAUAAAUUAUUGAUUCAUUAAGAA
This is a messenger RNA of Episyrphus balteatus (marmalade hoverfly), 402 nucleotides long. Its product is annotated as protein PET117 homolog, mitochondrial. The coding region runs from base 120 to 353 and encodes 77 amino acids. NCBI's taxonomy places the organism in Eukaryota, Metazoa, Arthropoda, Insecta, Diptera, Syrphidae. The transcript has 2 exons. The record is from RefSeq and is a predicted model, not a curated record. Gene Ontology annotation, cellular component: mitochondrion. Gene Ontology annotation, biological process: mitochondrial respiratory chain complex IV assembly.